AUGGACACUCUGGACGGUGUACCCCGAUCGGUGCUUGGCCGCCCGGUCAAGACGCGGACGCAAAUUGUGAUGACCUUCCUGGUGCCGGUGAUCUUCGAGGCGAUGGUGUACAUCGUGCUAACGACGGCCGACGUGCUGGUGACGAUCGAACACUUCCGCAACGGGAACACCGGCUGGGGCUGGACGACGCUCACGCUUAUCUGGCUGCCGUCCAUCGUGUGCUUCUGCUCCAUCGUGUCGACCCCGGAGCGGUGGCCGGAGCAGAUUGGGUGCGACGAGCGAACGCAGAACUUUUUGUUCAAAAACUGCGCCAUACUGCUGUUCUUCCCGCUGGCUGCCCUCAAUCGCUUCAAUCGGCGCAUCUUCUGGAGCAUCGAGUCCCUGUUCCACGAGAAGGGCUCGUACGGGAGAGCGCAAUCGGUGGCGAAGAUCUUGGAAACGUCACCGUGUGAGCUGUACCACUUCCUGCAGGCUUUCCUGCAAGCGGCCCCACAAAUGCUGCUCCAGCUGUACAUUCUGCUGCGCGACGGAACGUUCCGCAACUACGACACGGUGACGGCGCAGGUGAUCAGCGUGGUGUUUUCGUUCCUCACGAUGGCCACCAUCAUCACCACCUAUCAGCGGUUCGAGAGCCAAAAGAUCGUGGGCCGCUGCUACCCGUGGAGCACGACGGAGCAGACGUGCGCACGGCGCAAACACUUGCUUCGCACGACGAGCACCGCCGAGAGUGUGCUGGCCGCCGCCGCCACAACGCCUUCCAUCGCGCCGGAAGCGGACCCGAUCGUGCCGACCAUUAUGCGCAACUUUUACUCCAAGUUCGGCGGAGACCUGCCUGCGGAGGAUACCGGGUCGUUGGAGAGUAUCGGACCACCACCGCUAACGCCGGGCACCCAGCGCAAAACGCUAAACGUGGACGCGAGCAACUUCGAUCGGCAGCAGUCGAAGGGAUACCGUGAUCCAUACGGGUACAAUUUCACCGACGACGACAAAGUAGGCAUGGUGACGGUGGACACGGUGGACCACAACUCUGGCCGCGCACCGCGAGCUGGCCGUGGCGUUAGCUUCAAGCUUCGCGAUACCGAGGAGGAACUGUACGCGAUGGAACAGUACCUGCGCAGCACGGAGGACCUGCAGCACAUCGGCGAGGCGGACAGCGACGAUGAGUACCUGAAGCCGGACAACUUUGACGCGGUGCCGAAGCGGACGGCUCCACCAGCGCCGGAAGCGAACGUGUUUCACCGGGUGUCCGUGUACCGGAACAUGCUGCUCCACAACGCGGAGACGUUCAUCAAGGACAGGGUACCGCGGCUUCCGGAGAAACUGUUCGACCACGGACCGCCGUCGACGGUGCUCGACGAAACCGACGGCGACCGGCUCUCGUUGCCAUCCCGCCGCCGGACCAUCGUCGGGCUCGAGCAGGACGACAUGGUUGGAAAGGCGGUAACGUUCGUCGGCUGGGUGCUGUUCCUGCUGAUGCGCAUGCUGGCACUGUCGACGUUCUACGUGUUCUUCCCGCUGUACUUCUGGAUGCUGUGCGCCAACCACUACCUGCUCAUGAUCGCCUGCAUCGUGUACGAGGUGCGGACCCACGAGAAGCUUGAGCGCUACUUCUUCUACCUCUACCUCGCCUACAUCUACGUGUUUUCGCUGCUCGAGUUCAAGAUCCGGUUCGUCCACGUGCGCUCGUGGUACGUCGGCUACAUCGGGAUCGUGCUGCUCGAAAACGUGGCUAUGCUGGUGGUGUGGUACAACCUGGGGACGUUCGAGUCGUGGUGGUUCCACUUCCUGCACUACGUCAUCAUCGCCAGCGGUGCGCUGAGCGUGAUGUGCUUCCUUUUCUAUUACGCCUUCCUGCGCCCAAAGGACAAGGUGCUGUUCGUCAAUGAAAAUCCGUAA
Anopheles cruzii is the source of this 1896-nucleotide messenger RNA. RefSeq lists its product as uncharacterized. The record is from RefSeq and is a predicted model, not a curated record. Lineage: Eukaryota; Metazoa; Arthropoda; Insecta; Diptera; Culicidae. Gene Ontology annotation, cellular component: plasma membrane. Gene Ontology annotation, biological process: phosphatidylserine exposure on apoptotic cell surface; apoptotic process involved in development; engulfment of apoptotic cell. The transcript has 2 exons. The coding region runs from base 1 to 1896 and encodes 631 amino acids.